CUAUCUCUGGCUUUUUCGGGAGACGUCAAGCCGGGUGUACAUUUUUGUGGUGACGUUGAUAAAGUGAGGAUAUUUUCCGUGGUUUUUCCAGCUCUUCUUUCCGGAAAACCAAGCGAAAUGGGCGUCGCGGAGGCCCUCAGCAUUGAUGGGCUGCUCAAUGAUGUCCAGCGAAUGGAUAAGCGGCAGUUUCUCUACCAAGUCCUGAGCUUCGGCAUGAUUGUCUCGUCUGCUCUGAUGAUCUGGAAGGGUCUGAUGGUUGUCACCGGGAGCGAAUCGCCAAUCGUGGUGGUUCUCAGCGGGAGCAUGGAGCCUGCCUUCCACAGGGGAGAUCUGCUUGUGCUGACCAACUACCGCGAGGAGCCGGUGCGAGUGGGCGAGAUUGUCGUUUUCAAGGUGGAGGGACGAGACAUUCCAAUAGUGCAUCGCGUGAUCAAGCUGCAUGAGAAGACUAACGGAACAGUGAAAUUCCUCACGAAAGGUGACAAUAACUCUGUGGACGAUCGAGGACUGUACGCUCCCGGACAGCUGUGGCUCACGAAGAAGGACAUAGUGGGGCGGGCGAGGGGAUUUCUGCCCUUCGUGGGCAUGAUAACAAUCUACAUGAAUGAAUAUCCAAAUCUCAAGUACGCCAUUCUCGGCAUUCUCGCCCUUUAUGUCCUCCUUCACAGGGAAUAGGCUGAAGAGUUUGCAGCAUUUUUUACAAGCACAAAAUUUUCACAAACUCUCUCAACACUGAUACAUCAGCAGAUAAUUUUACCAUCAAUGUAUUCCCCAAUUGAAUGAAUAAUAAAAAUGAGAAAUACUGGACGAAAAA
Messenger RNA from Phlebotomus argentipes, 814 nucleotides. RefSeq names its product signal peptidase complex catalytic subunit SEC11A (gene twr). Gene Ontology annotation, cellular component: membrane; signal peptidase complex. The transcript has 4 exons. Bases 118 to 675 code for a protein of 185 amino acids. NCBI's taxonomy places the organism in Eukaryota, Metazoa, Arthropoda, Insecta, Diptera, Psychodidae. The record is from RefSeq and is a predicted model, not a curated record. Gene Ontology annotation, molecular function: serine-type endopeptidase activity.